GAGUUCGCCUCUCGGCUAGACGUUGUCAACGCAGAUACCAAGGCGUGUGCGCGCACGUGCGAGAGAAUAACACGCCCGGUGGCGAGCAAUCGAGACUGCGGCAGUGAAGUAAUUUUCCUCAUCCGUCGACUUCGACCAGCGAUCGGCGAGCUUAGAGGUAUUGGGUGGCCACGAGUCUCGGGUUGCCGGUGAUAUCACGGUGUGUGUUCUCGCCAUGAGGACGUCGUGGGUCUUGUUCGCGGCACUUUUGUUCGCGCUUCACUACGUGUGGACCUGGCUGCCGUUCCUGGCCGUUCCGGCCCAAUGGUUGGGCACGACGCUGAUUCUCCUGUCUGCCGCACACUGCCUGGCUCGGUUCCUCUGGCGUCGGCUAUUCGUUACCUUGGUCAAAGGCGAUGGGAAGGCGGUUCUUAUCACUGGUUGUGACACGGGGUUCGGCAACAUGCUCACCCGGUGUUUGUCUCGAGAGGGUUUCAUGGUUUACGCGGGCUGCCUCGACUCCAACAGCGAGGGUGCGAUGUUUCUCAAGAAGAGCCAAAACGUACGGGUGCUGCAGCUUGACGUCACCAAGGACAACCAGGUCGACGAAGCCUUCGAAACGGUCAAGCGGGACCUUGGAUCAAGAGUUCUAUGGGCCGUGGUGGCCAACGCCGGCAUCCCGAACAGCGGCCUCAUCGAGUGGAUGACCAUGGAGAGCAUCGUCAGGGUGUUCGAUGUCAACGUCUUCGGAGUCGUUCGCGUGGCCAAAAAGUUCCUGCCACUGUUGAAGGCAGGCAAAGGUCGCAUGGUUAUUGUCACUAGCGUCUACGCAUCAUAUACCUUCCCACUUGCGACGCCGUACUGCAUGAGCAAAUACGCAACCUUGUCUCUUGUCGACGGACUCAGAAGAGAGCUGUACGGUAAAGGAGUCGAUGUUAUUGCUAUCGAGCCAACUUUGUACAAGACUGCCAUCAACGACGACGUCGGUUCCAUGCGGGCCAUCGAGCGAGACCUGAACAGGCAAGCGCCCGAAGUUGUCGCCGAUUAUACAGAAACCGAAAUUCACAACUGGCUGAAGUCGGCGUCGACCUACUACUCUUACUCCAUGCGCGAGAACCCCCAGGAAGUUGUGGAUCAAAUGAUUGCGGCUGUUAGGGAGACGGAUCCGAAGACCUGCUACCCGGCCACUGGACCCCUGGAGUACACUUCGCUUUGCAUUCUCAGGACUUUGCCCGAUGAGGCAGUAGAUUACCUAAUCCUCGGUAUUCGUAAGAUGAUCAACCUUGUAUGUUGAACCUUGUCUUUACAAUAUGUGCUGCAACCGUUGCGGUGGCCCUGUCACUAUGACAUUCUGCCGCAGAGCACGACGUCGCAGGUUCGAGUCCCACCGGCGCUGCCACAUUCCGGUGGGUGCCAAAUGUGACAACGUUUGUGUGCCUAGAGAUGAGUACAAGUGCCCUGCAGUACUUUUAUUUAUACACAGCUACAGUAGAUCGCACAUACAAAGUGUGUAAUGACAAAUACUGAUUGCUCUUAGGUAGGUUCAACACAAAUUUAUUGAAUUUUAUGCGUGUAUCUUAUAUGGUUGUGACCUCAGCAGAAUAUUCUACACAAUAUUGUAAUGAUGAGUGCUGCACUUAGAUGCUAGGCCACUAUGGUACGAACAAGAAUAUACUCAUUGCUCUUAUAGUGUAGCGUACAUGAUCAAGUGCCAUGUGAUUCACACGUCCAGCGUGGGAAUGCCUAGGAAAAUACGACAUUACGCAUGCGCUACUAGGAAAUGCGCCAGAGUCGAUAAUGGCUAGAAGCUUGCCUCAUUGUAUUCCUGUGUUUCCAGUGCCCUUUGUUCUCAUUUUAUCAUUGUACAGUAUUUUUGCAGUAAAAUGUUUUGGUUUCUUGAAGUCUCUUCACAAAAUCACUGUAUACAACUGAAUAUCCUGAUCUAGAGCCUCGAUUCAGGAUAACGCACAACACCCAUUUAAUCAUAGAAGCUUUCUACAUAGAUUGAAUUUCGGUGUGGCCUUCGCGAUAUUAGAGACCAGGAUGAGAGCUCGGAGUGGGAACUGCCCCUUGCCGGAGUCAAUCGAUAUUCUGCUUAGUGCGUGCUUAAUCUAGUUGCUAGAGACAAUCAGUGGCUGC
Messenger RNA from Dermacentor silvarum, 2118 nucleotides. Its product is annotated as D-beta-hydroxybutyrate dehydrogenase, mitochondrial. The record is from RefSeq and is a predicted model, not a curated record. Gene Ontology annotation, molecular function: oxidoreductase activity. NCBI's taxonomy places the organism in Eukaryota, Metazoa, Arthropoda, Arachnida, Ixodida, Ixodidae. Bases 215 to 1273 code for a protein of 352 amino acids. The transcript is spliced from 5 exons.